AUGGGUCUGUUGCAGACAGAGGUUUGUUCUCACCAGGUCGGACCAGACUCAGAGGAACCAGAGACGUCCAAACCGGCAAAACAACACGACUGCUCCCGCUGUGGAAAGAGUUUUACAGAGUUAGGCAACAUGAAAAGGCAUGAAAGGACACACACAGGUGAGAAGCCUCAUCAAUGCUCUCACUGUGGAAAGACUUUUACCGAGUUAUGGAGCCUGAAAACACAUGAGAGAAUACACACAGGGGAGAAGCUGUACUACUGUUCCCAGUGUGGAAAGAGUUUUACCCGGUCAGGGCACAUGAAAGAACAUAAGAGAACACACACAGGGGAGAAGCCUUACCUCUGUUCCCAGUGUGGAAAGAGUUUUACCUACUUAUGUAACCUGAAAACACAUGAGCGAUUACACACAGGGGAAAAGCCUUACCACUGCUCCCAGUGUGGAAAGAAUUUUACCCGGUCAGGGCACAUGAAAGAACAUAAGAGAAUGCACACAUUGGAGAAGCCUUACCUCUGUUCCCAAUGUGGAAAGAGUUUUACCCACUUAUGUAACCUGAAAACACAUGAGAGGUUACACACCGGGGAGAAGCCUUAUGAAUGCUCUCCGUGUGGAUUGAAUUUUACCACGUUAGGGUACCUGAAAUCACAUGAGCGAACACACAAAAGAGAGAAGCCUUUCCACUGCUCACAGUGCAGAGAGAUUUUCACCCAGUUAGGGAGCCUGAAAAGGCAUGAAAGGACACACACAAUUGAGAAGCCUCAUCAUUGCUCUCACUGUGGAAAGACUUUUACCCAGUUAGGGAGCCUGAAAAGACAUAAGAGAAUACACACAGGGGAAAAGCCUCAUGAGCGAAUACACACAGGGGAGAAGCCUUACCGCUGCUCCCAGUGUGGAAAGAGUUUUGCCCGGUCAGGGCACAUGAAAGAACAUAAGAGAACACACACAGGGGAGAAGCCUUAUUGCUGCUUCCAGUGUGGAAAGAGUUUUACCUACUUAUGUAACCUGAAAACACAUGAGAGAAUACACACAGGGGAGAAGCCUUACCACUGCUCCCAGUGU
Salvelinus namaycush (lake trout) is the source of this 1056-nucleotide messenger RNA. RefSeq names its product zinc finger protein 135-like. The transcript has 3 exons. The record is from RefSeq and is a predicted model, not a curated record. Gene Ontology annotation, biological process: regulation of cytokine production; negative regulation of transcription by RNA polymerase II; regulation of immune system process. The annotation marks the transcript as partial. NCBI's taxonomy places the organism in Eukaryota, Metazoa, Chordata, Actinopteri, Salmoniformes, Salmonidae.